AUGCCGGUUGCUUCGACGACCACCCGACGGUCGGAAGGUACACCGUCCAAGCGGGCAGAGGGGCCGUCUACAUCCACAUCUGGGUUGACGAAACGGAGUGAAGUGCCGAGUCCGACGAGCAAGAGGAGUGAGGGCGGAGCGAGUACGAGGAGACCGAGGUCGCCUACGAGUCCUGCUAGCCUUGCGUCGAGAGCGCGCACGAUGCUUGUUCCCCCGCCGCCCCCUUCGAGCCCCAAAGCGAGACCGCAGAGACCACGGGUGAUUGUGACGCCUCCCUAUGCGGCGGACGAGCCUGAUCCCGAGCCCGAGCCCAUCCCGACGCACGUGUCUGCGCCCGAGCUGAUGCGACGACCCUCGCCUGUACCGUCUAUCCGCCGGAGCCGACCGCACCUCACAGACCAUGCGUCGCUGGUCUCUUCAACUGGCGCCGAGUCCACACGCUGGUUCAGUUUUGCGCUGCCCAGGUGGGGCGGGGCGAGCUCCCAUGACCCAGAGCGCGAGCGCGAGCGGGAAGAAGAGGAAGAGCGCGACCACGAUGGCGGACGCAAGUUUCAUUGGCCGUUUAUGGCUGGUUUGGGCAACCUCGGGAGCGGUCCUACUGCUGCCCAGUUGGAGAAUCUCGCACAGAGGCUCGAGGAGCGUCAUGAUCAUGACCAUGUUCGGGCUCACGACUAUGACCGCUCCCAUGAACAAGAAGAGCGUCGAGAGGAAGAAGUGCAAGAAGAAGAAGAGGAAGGAGAUACGCCCAGGCGCUCGCGCUCGCUUUCCUCUCGUUCUGUCCAGUCGCUCCCACCCCGCAUGCCAUCCCCCUCGCCCUCGCUUGUCCUCCCUCCACCCGAGCUCCCCCAGCAAGACGCAGUGCCGUCGCCCAUGACCCCGCGACACGACAUGUUUACCACCGCUCAUAGCAAGACACCCGGAUGGGCCAGUCCCUGGAACCCCGCGCGAUUGUUCCCGGGCUCGGUCGCCAGUUCGCCCGUGGGUAGGAAGAAGCGACGACGAGGCAAGCGAGCCGACGAGGAGAAGAGGUGGGAAGGUGUUCCCGGCGCACCCGACCGCACCUACCGCGACAAUUUCCAUUCCCGUGAUCGUUCGUGGGGAGGAGCAGCAUGGGACCCCGUCCAGAGCAUACCCAUGCGAGUCCGCGCUCCCACCCCGGAAGGCCCCGAAGACGGUCGUGUGAGCAGCUGGGACACCAGCAUGUCUAGAAGUACCCACUCUACCAACCCGCUCGAGCGCAAAAAGCAGUCGACGGGCCCGGGUACUCCGGCUCAGUUGUCUGUUGGUCCCGUUCUCCAGCGUCGGAGCAAGUGGAUGAACUUUUUGUUGUAUCAAAUAUAUGUUCCCCUGCUCUUUCGUCUGCUUAAUAUAUCCCUCACUUCAUCCACCCUCGCUCUCGCCGUGCAUAUGCGCAAAGUCGAAUUGCGACUUCAUAUCCUGGGCAGUAUUGGCAGUUCACCGGUUGCGGUUGGAGGGAUUUGCGCAGUGCGUCCCUUGGCACUGGACGAGGGCGUACCUGUUGCUUCUCAAGCAAAGUUUACUACCGGCCACACUCUCUAUAUCCUUUAA
Messenger RNA from Rhizoctonia solani, 1569 nucleotides. RefSeq lists its product as uncharacterized. The coding region runs from base 1 to 1569 and encodes 522 amino acids. The record is from RefSeq and is a predicted model, not a curated record. The transcript has 6 exons. Lineage: Eukaryota; Fungi; Basidiomycota; Agaricomycetes; Cantharellales; Ceratobasidiaceae.